Messenger RNA from Babesia bigemina, 474 nucleotides. RefSeq lists its product as hypothetical. NCBI's taxonomy places the organism in Eukaryota, Apicomplexa, Aconoidasida, Piroplasmida, Babesiidae. The transcript is spliced from 2 exons. Bases 1 to 474 code for a protein of 157 amino acids. The record is from RefSeq and is a predicted model, not a curated record.
AUGCUCGAAUAUCAGAGUGAAGACUGCUCUUCACGCAAUGUGAUGCUAGCGUCGAGUCUUUUCUGCAGCUGCGGAACUCCUUUCGUGGAUAAGUAUAGACAUCUCAUACACCCAAACGAUGAUGUACACAUAUGCACGUCUAAUGGAUGCAAUAAAGCUUUCCUCAACUUCCAAAGCCUCAGAGGACACGCCAGUGUUGCGCAUGACAUUGAAGUAGGAUCUGAAGUGGAAUUCUACACCCAGACUGGUGAUACUGCCGUCCAGUUUGGUGACGUUCAGCGCAUACUGCAAGAUCCCGCCAGCGACUCGGCACAAGACGAACUUGAUGAACCCGAAGAGGAAGACAUUAAUAUGAGCACUGAUCCAGCCACCGACACGAAGCCAAAACGUCUGCCUAACGCUGAAAGGUCCAAGGCGGCGAAGGAUACAUAUCGCAAUCGGCAGCAACCUGACGACCUCGAAGAGCUUAUGUGA